GUUCUCGUAGUUUCUCUCUACGCCUUGUCACACACUCUGUCUCUCUCUCUCUCUCACUUCACAGAGCUUCUUAGGAUGGCUGCGUGGACAGGUGCGGCUCGCCAGGCCGCGAAUCUUUCUCGGCUCUACUCCCCAAAAUGGGUUUCAUCUCCUCAGGCUGCUUCCCUCAUUCAGUGGCGGGGUCUCGCCGGAGGCGGCGAUCAUCAUGGACCUCCAAAGGUUAACUUUUGGGAGGACCCAAUGCAUCCUUCUAAAUGGAAAGAAGAACAUUUUGUGAUUGUCUCUUUAACUGGCUGGGGUUUACUCUUUUAUGGAGGUUACAAAUUCUUCACCAAGGGCAAGGACAAGAAGGAAGAGUUUUGAGUGGCCUCGCUUUGUGCUGCAGAAGGUUGGAGAAGCAAAGCAGUAGGUUUAGCUCAGUACCUGAACAUAUUCCCUGAAGUCACAGCUGGACAAGGACCUCUGUUCUACACUGUUAAGACUCCAUUUUGUGCUGUUUAGCUGUACAUGUCUCCAUAACUGUUGGUUCCUAGUUUCCUUCUAUUUUUCAUAGUUGCUGUUGCGACUCUGUUUAUGUAUUUAGUGAACUUUCUUCUUUUGUCUAAUAAAGCAGAUCCUCAAUGGAACAUUUGAAUGCC
Molecule: messenger RNA, 638 nt
Organism: Tripterygium wilfordii
Lineage: Eukaryota; Viridiplantae; Streptophyta; Magnoliopsida; Celastrales; Celastraceae
Exons: 4
Coding region: 76-363 (95 amino acids)
Source: RefSeq, a predicted model, not a curated record